Messenger RNA from Cutaneotrichosporon oleaginosum, 323 nucleotides. RefSeq lists its product as uncharacterized. NCBI's taxonomy places the organism in Eukaryota, Fungi, Basidiomycota, Tremellomycetes, Trichosporonales, Trichosporonaceae. The record is from RefSeq and is a predicted model, not a curated record.
CACACAGUCUCCCCAUCAUGUCCAUCUACCUCGCCGCGCGCUUCAAGGCCAAGGACGAAGCUGCCUCGGCCAAAAUUGAGCAGCACCUCAAGACCGUGCGCGAGCACGCGCUUAGUGACAAGGAGCCCGGUUGCAAGUUCUACAACCCGACGCGUGGCAAGACCGACCCUCUGGACUGGCAUGUCUAUGAGGAGUAUGCUGACCAGGCGGCCGUUGAUGCGCACAUGGCCAGCCCCGCGUUCCAGGCAUUCGCCGCCGAGGCCCCAAACCUCAUUCCUGGCGGUGUGGGUGGAAUUGACAUCUCCUUCUUCCAGAAGAUCUAG